Molecule: messenger RNA, 975 nt
Organism: Gamsiella multidivaricata
Lineage: Eukaryota; Fungi; Mortierellomycota; Mortierellomycetes; Mortierellales; Mortierellaceae
Product: snare associated Golgi protein-domain-containing protein
Exons: 3
Coding region: 1-975 (324 amino acids)
Source: RefSeq, a predicted model, not a curated record
AUGCAGCUCGGAUUUCUUCCGCGGAUUGUGAUCCUGAUCGGACUCUUUGGUGCAUCAUUGGGGGGACUCUAUCUGCUGGCCCAGGUGCUGCCACCACUGUCUCUACCGAAGUCCAUCGAUGAUGUCAAGGUCGAUGCAGCGAUCUUGCAGGAGUUUGCGACUGCGACAUAUGAGGGCUGGAUAAGGACGUUUUGGGUUUUCAGCGUUGUGUACAUGUGGAAGCAGUGUUUUGGAAUUCCAGGCAGCGCCUUCCUGAAUAUCCUUGCGGGUGCACUGUAUGGACCCUGGUUCGGAACGGUUUUGACCUCGCUGCUGACGACUCUUGGAUCGGUGCUGGCCUACUUCAUGUCGUUUUUCUUGAUGGAGCCGAUCUUGAACCGCUACGCAUCCAGCCGCUUGGACCAGAUGCGCCUCCAGGAUCAAGACGAAUCCGAAGAAGGAACUAGCUUGUUUAUGCAACUUUUGUUGAUCCGCCUGUUCCCAUUGACGCCUUACUGGUUUAUCAAUUUGGCGAGUCCGUUGGUUGGAGUGCCUGUGGUGCCGUUUAUGACUUCGAUGUUUCUCGGAUGUAUGCCCUACAACUAUAUCUGCGCCCAGGCUGGGGCCAUUCUUAGUGAGAUCCAUGAGAUGCGCGACAUUUAUCAGCAGCCCUGGAUUCUUUUCCAAGUCGUCCUGGUUUUGGUACUUUCUGGAGCUGCGGUCAUUGUGAGCAAGCGUACCAAGAAGAAGCAGGUGGAGAGGGAUCAGCGGAAGAGCAGGAAGAGCGAGGAGGAGGCUGUAGAUGACGAGUCAACCCAGCAUCUGCUCAGAUCCACCUUUGAGAUCAUGGAACGCCACCAAAGUCAACAGGCUGUGGAUGAAGAGCGACAGCGGGAGAAUAUCGCCAUGUCGUCGCUGGAUUCUCAGCAUGCAUCAUCCCACUAUGGCAACAAGCACGACUCGGCCAUCGUCGACAUGUCGAACUAUCGUUACUAG